AUCUCUCUUUUGCUUUCGCUUUCCUCUCUCUGUUUCUCUCCUCUCUUCUUCUUUUCUCCUUCUCCAUGCUUUUCUAAUUGCAAUAGCUGGAAAUGGCAGUAGAGUUGCUGAUGGGUUGCAGAGGCGAUGGUUUUUCAACCAAAGUAGAGGAAAAUGCCGUGGAAGAAGCCGCUUCUGCAGGCCUACAGAGCAUGGAAAGGCUUAUAAGGCUUCUAUCUCAAUCCCAGCAGCAGCAGCAGCAACAGCAGCAAUACCAGACGACCUCCGACGCCAAAGCAGCGAUGCAGAUGGAGAUGGACUGUACGGCCGUUGCAGAUGCUGCCGUUACAAAGUUCAAGAAGGUGAUUUCUCUGUUGGGGCGUACUAGAACUGGCCAUGCUCGUUUUAGAAGAGCUCCUCUGCCUUCUCUCCAAAAAACAGAGAACACCCAAGAACCAUUUCAAACAGAAAAAGAGAAAGAGAAGGAUACCCAGUCGUUUUCAAAGGUCUAUUGCCCGACACCGAUCCAACGGCUGCUGCCGCCUCCUCCUCCUCCCCUCCCUCUUCACCAUCACCACCAUCAAUUUCAGCAUCAUCAUAGCCAUCCGUUGCUUCCGAUCCAGAAGAACGGUGGGAUGGAGCAGGGGAAGUGUUUCACAUCGUCACCGCCAUCGGCAGCCAACUCGUUUGCAUCGUCGCUAACGGGCGAUGCCGAAAACAAGAAUUUGGGAUCGGCCGCAUCGGCAUCGGCUUUCCAGAUUGUUAAUUUGUCUCAGGUGUCAUCGUCGGCGGGCCGGCCGCCACUUUCGUCUUCUUCUUCAUUGAAGAGGAAGUGCGGAUCGAAAUCGGAGGAUGGAUCGGGGAAGUGCGGAGCGGGAUCUGGGCGAUGCCAUUGCUCGAAGAGAAGAAAAUCGAGGGUGAAGAGAAUGGUGAGAGUUCCAGCGAUCAGCUUGAAGAUGGCGGAUAUACCGCCAGAUGAUUUCUCAUGGAGGAAAUAUGGGCAGAAACCCAUCAAAGGAUCGCCACAUCCAAGAGGGUAUUACAAGUGCAGCAGCGUGAGGGGAUGUCCAGCACGGAAACACGUGGAACGAGCGGUGGAUGAUCCGUCGAUGCUGAUAGUAACGUACGAAGGCGAGCACAACCAUACUCAGUCCAUGUCCGAGGGCACGACUCUCGUUCUCGACUCUUCUUCUUAAAGGCUCGAGCCAAAAAGAGAAAAGAGGUGUGCCCUGUCGUCAGUCAUGCAACGGAAAGUGUUCUGUAGAGCAGCAGCAGCAGCAUUAUUUCAACAGGCCCAAGAAAAGAAGAGGGAUUGAGAUAGAGCUCUCAGCCUCAUCUCAGCUCCAAGAGAGAGAGAGAGAGAGGGGAAAUGAAAAAGAGAAAAGUAAGGAAAGAAAAAGGAAAAGAGGAAAAUAGGGUAUUGGGUUUUGUUCGUUUCCUGUAGAAUACGGGAUUCCUCUGUUUCUUGUUUGGCGAAAGAAGGACGAUGGAGUCUCCUUCUUUUGCUUUUUCUUUUUUUAUUUUAUUUUGGUGGCUUGUCUUGAA
This is a messenger RNA of Magnolia sinica, 1524 nucleotides long. RefSeq names its product probable WRKY transcription factor 7. The transcript has 3 exons. Lineage: Eukaryota; Viridiplantae; Streptophyta; Magnoliopsida; Magnoliales; Magnoliaceae. Gene Ontology annotation, molecular function: sequence-specific DNA binding; DNA-binding transcription factor activity. The record is from RefSeq and is a predicted model, not a curated record. The coding region runs from base 93 to 1175 and encodes 360 amino acids. Gene Ontology annotation, biological process: regulation of DNA-templated transcription.